This is a messenger RNA of Penicillium vulpinum, 1575 nucleotides long. RefSeq lists its product as uncharacterized. The record is from RefSeq and is a predicted model, not a curated record. The transcript has a single exon. Bases 1 to 1575 code for a protein of 524 amino acids. NCBI's taxonomy places the organism in Eukaryota, Fungi, Ascomycota, Eurotiomycetes, Eurotiales, Aspergillaceae.
AUGGCCUGCAGCGUUUCCGACGAAGCAGCCUUCAUCAAGCAGCAGGAAAUCCUCCGAGACCGCUGCUCAAACCUCCUCGCAGAAAAUCUCGACAACAGUCCCGACGUUAUCUGGAAACCCGAUGAUGGCCACGGAAUACAACCCACCACCGAGGAAGAUGAAGCUCAGCUCAAACUAGUCCUAGAUGUUAGCUUCGACAAAGAAACCAAACAUCCAAUCUUCCCUCCCUCAAACAACAGACUCUCAGACGAGCUAGUUUAUCUAGCAACCAAGUUCCUGAACUCCCGCGAUCGGGGCCGACAAUAUCCAUACGACUUCGACAGCAUGGGCAAUAUCAAUCCCCGACGCGUAUCUUCAGGACCAGCCCCAAUCAUCUGGGCUCACGGUGUCCCCUUCUUCCCAGUAUACAAAGGAUACUACAUCCUCUGUGGCCGCGAGCACGCCAACUGCAUCGGCUGGCUACUCAACGAGAAAACCAAAGAGAUCAUGCAAGCCAAUCCGAUCUGGUCUGUCGGAGCAGUCGUGGCACCUGACUCAGCCGUGCGCCUUCCUCAUAGUAUCACUCGCCAGAUGACGCAGCACAGGCCUCAGGGUAUAGAGCUAGACGCGAACUACAGGUGCAAGGCUUGGGCUCGGGAUGUUGUGGCUGCUGAGCACCAUCUCUGUGCUGUUCUUCCGAAUCUCGGUGAUGAGAUUGAGGUCUGUCAGCUGUGGAGUGUCUGGGGUUACAAUGUUUGUUGUGGACCUGUGAAGGGUGGUGUGAACCCCACUACCAUUCCGAAGGAGUUUUUCGCCAAGCAUGGUAUCAAAGAUACCGAUUAUGCUUCUCUUGCUAAGCCGUAUGGAAAUCAUCUGCUGGAUGGCGAUGGUGAUGCGGAUGAUGAAAUGGAUUCGGACAGUGAGGGUGAGGGUGAAGAUACUGCUGCACAGAGUGGUGAGGGUGCUAGCAGUAGCAGCCAGCCUACCGUGGCUCAGACUGUAUCACAAAUGGAUGUGGAUAUGGAUAUUGAUAGCUCGGGGGAGAUUUCGAAGCAAGAGAAAGUGCAGCUCCCAGAUCAGGGUCCAGAGCAGGCCACAGAGCAGGCUACAGAGAAAGUCCCGAAAGAGGCCACAGAAGCUCCGAUCAAACAAGAUGCAGAUAAGGUCACAGAGCAGGCACCGGAGCAGGCCAUAGCACCGGCCACAGAGAAUGUCCCGGAAGAGGCCACAGAAGUUCCGAUCAAACAAGACGCAGAGAAGGUCACAGAGCAGGUCACAGAGAAAGUCCCGAAAGAGGUUACAGAAGUCUGGGUCAAACAAGACGCAGAGAAGGUCACAGAGCAGGUCACAGAGAAAGUCCCGAAAGAGGUUACAGAAGUCUGGGUCAAACAAGACACAGAGAAGGUCACAGAGCAGGCACCGGAGCAGGCACCAGAGCAAGAUCAGAAGCAGAUCACAGAGAAAGUCCCGGAAGAGGUCACGGAAGUUCCCAUGAAACAAGACACAGAAGAAAUCACCAAAGGGCCUGGAGCUUCUCCCUCUGGACACGAGGAUAAACAGCCAGCUGUUCCCAGCGAGAGUAUGGACACUGAGUAG